AUGGACGAGCGGACGGAGGACGGGAGGACAGGGCUGCAUGUAGCGGGGAUGCUGGGGAGGGCGGGGAGCGUGAGGGAGCUGAUGGAGGCAGGAGCAGAGGUAGGAGCGAAGGACAAGGCAGGGAAGACGAUAGUGCACUGGGCGGGGGAGUAUGGGCACAUGGAGGUGCUGAAGACGGUAGAGGAACAAUGCGGGAAAGAGACUCUGAGGACCAUGAUGAUGGAGAAGGACAAUGACGGCAAGACAUGCGCGCACUUGGCGAGUGCGGGAGGGCACUUGGAGGUGCUGCGGUAUGUUGGGGAGGAGGUGCUGAGGAAGAAGGCUAAUGACGGCAGGACAUGCGCGCACUAUGCGAGUCAGGGAGGGCACAUGGAGGUAGUGCGGUAUGCUAUAGAGACAUGCGGGGAGGAGGUGCUGAGGGAGAAGGACAAUGACGGCUUGACAUGCGCGCACUAUGCGAGUGAGGGAGGGCACAUGGAGGUGCUGCGGUAUGUUGUAGAGACAUGCGGGGAGGAGGUGCUGAGGGAGAAGGCCAAGGACGGCAGGACAUGCGCGCAUGUGGCAAGUGAGGGAGGGCACAUGGAGGUAGUGCGGUAUGCUGUAGGGACAUGCGGGGAAGGGCUUAUCAGGGAGAAGGACAAGGGCGGCUGGACAUGCGCGCACUAUGCGAGUGAGAGAGGGCACUUGGAGGUGGUGCGGUAUGUUGGGGAGACAUGCGGGGAGGAGCUGCUGAGGGAGAAGGACAAGGGCGGCUGGACAUGCGCACACAUGGCGUGUAUGGGAGGUCACUUGGAGGUAGUGCGGUAUGCUGUAGAGACAUGCGGGGAGGAGGUGCUGAGGGAGAAGGCCAAUGACGGCAUGACAUGCGCGCACUGGGCGAGUGACGCUGGGCACAUGGAGGUGCUGCGGUAUGUUGUAGAGACAUGCGGGGAGGAGCUGCUGAGGGAGAAGGACAACAACGGCGCGACUUGUUUUACUUUGGCUUUUAAGUCAGAUGUCAAGGAUUAUCUUAGAGGUUUAGGUAUCGACUAG
Molecule: messenger RNA, 1032 nt
Organism: Guillardia theta CCMP2712
Lineage: Eukaryota; Cryptophyceae; Pyrenomonadales; Geminigeraceae
Exons: 1
Coding region: 1-1032 (343 amino acids)
Molecular function (GO): protein binding
Source: RefSeq, a predicted model, not a curated record